AUGCGUAGUGUAGCCGCUCGUUGCCGUGUGCGCGGAUCUCCUCCAGGUCGCGGCGCGCCUCGCAAUGCGCCGCGCCCUGUGCGCGGAUCUCCAAAAGGGUGCGCGGCGGCUCUGUUCCUGAGGCGCCUCGAAAGCAGUCGCCUUGUGCGCGGACCUCCCCCAGCUCGGUGCGCGGCUCGCAAUGCCUCGCGGCGCCGUGUGCUCGCGUUGCGGCUCGUGGCGAUCGCCAUUGCAGCCGUGGUCCUAGGCCGCCCCAUCACCCCUUGCCCUCCAAUGCCCCUCUUCUGUUCUGCCCAGUUUGCGUCAAAAACCUUCACUGCAAACUAUCCUAUCGUGCCUGUGCCAUUACUUACUUUCCUCCUUGACCCCCCUGUGCUCCCCCCUGUGCUCCCCCCUGUGCUCCCCCCUGUGCUCCCCCCUGUGCUCCCCCCUGUGCUCCCCCCUGUGCUCCCCCCUGUGCUCCCCCCUGUGCUCCCCCCUGUGCUCCCUCUUUCCGUGUGCUCUCUUGGCCCACGUUGCCUGCAUGCUUCAACAGGGGGAGGGGGAGGAGGAACAAGUGGGGCGUUGGGGGGGAAGAGACAGCUGCAGUACCAGCAGCAGCGGCAGCAGCAAGAGCAGCAGCACAAGGAGCAAGGGUGGAUGGAUGGGUGGGAUGUGGAAGGGUGCUGCGUGGGAGACAUGGCAGCAGCUGGGAAGGACACGGCAGCCGCCAUUAUCCCAUGCAGUGAGUUUGUGUGUCCCUCAACCCACCGCUGCAGCAGUCAGUUAGUUUUUACCCAUUCCUCAGAAACCAACCAGUUGCAGCGCAAGGAGAUGAAGAACCCAUAUGCAUACUUCUCCUUUCCUUUCCUUCCUCCCAACUGUCCUGCACCGCACCUGUCGCAGUCCCCUCCCAGGCCGUGUCCCGCCUUGUGCCCACUCGCCCCGGCUGCCUCUACUCGCUCUCCUUCCUCUUCUCCUCUCACCCUCUGCAGCUCCUUGAGCAGCAGCGGCGGCAGACACAACAGCAGCAGCAGAAGCUUCAGAAAGGAGAAGCAGAGGCAUAUGCAGCAGCAGCAGCAGCAGCAGCAGCAGCAGCAGCAGCAGCAGCAGCAGCAGCAGCAGCAGCAGCAGCAGCAGCAGCAGCAGCAGCAGUAG
Molecule: messenger RNA, 1137 nt
Organism: Closterium sp. Naga37s-1
Lineage: Eukaryota; Viridiplantae; Streptophyta; Zygnematophyceae; Desmidiales; Closteriaceae
Source: the annotation of a GenBank genome assembly